Messenger RNA from Pelobates cultripes (western spadefoot toad), 236 nucleotides. The record is from the annotation of a GenBank genome assembly. NCBI's taxonomy places the organism in Eukaryota, Metazoa, Chordata, Amphibia, Anura, Pelobatidae.
ACCCCAUCGCCAAACCACAGAGGGUCCUAACGACCCACCUGCUCACGGCGGCCAACCUCCUCAUUCCAAUACAUUGGAAGGCCUCUAAGGCACCAUCGGUGAGGGAAUGGCUCCAGAAAGUCGAGUCUAUUCGAAUAAUGGAGGAACUGACAGCCUCUAUGAAUGACAAAUACGCCCACUAUGCCUCCGCAUGGGAACCCUGGUCCAAAUACAUAGACAAUACCACAACAUCAUGA